AUGAGGCUACUGUCAACAGACUUCAGCAUGGUAUUAAACAAAAGCAGAGAGUAUGAAGUCUUAAUCGCUGGGUUGCAAAGUAAAGUGCAAAGUUUGGAGAUUGAGCUAGAAGCAGCAUGUGAUCGUUUAGUCAAAGUUCAUGCUGGAAUGCUGGCUUCAUCGCAGAAUGAUGUAAGGGACGAGCUAUAUAAAGAGUUAUUGGCUGUGAUCGACGUUCGUGUGACUGAAUCCGUCUCAGAUGCCGUCAACAACCACAAUACCGAAUCGCCGAAGCGCAACGAAGCAUAUCAAAGUUUGAACAUUCCAGGCGCAUCCAAACAAAGCAAAUUUCCAACUAAAUUUGAAUAUAAGAACAUUUCUACGCCAAUUCCAGCAAAGUCGAACGAUGAGCACGUAAUUGUUGAAACCAAGCCUACAUCCGCGUCAUGCGUGGCCACUGCUAGCCGACCCAUACAGAAGCCUUCUAUUUUCGACGGCCGAACGCCCUGGGAAGCUUAUCAUACACAGUUCGAAAUCGUGGCGGAUAUUAAUAACUGGAAUAAUGAUGAAAAGGCCGCAUUCUUAGCAACGAGCCUUAAAG
Molecule: messenger RNA, 580 nt
Organism: Paramuricea clavata
Lineage: Eukaryota; Metazoa; Cnidaria; Anthozoa; Malacalcyonacea; Plexauridae
Source: the annotation of a GenBank genome assembly